Molecule: messenger RNA, 2525 nt
Organism: Diabrotica balteata
Lineage: Eukaryota; Metazoa; Arthropoda; Insecta; Coleoptera; Chrysomelidae
Source: the annotation of a GenBank genome assembly
AGCAGGAAAUGAUGGAAGAACCUACGGUUUCUUCUGCCAGCGAGUUCGACUUGGCGAACAUUCGCGAAGAAGAAUUCGAACUGCAUACCACCUAUAUAGUUCCAGAUCUUCCUGUCGAUCCUGGAACGCCGAAUCGAGCAGAAGCUACUCUUCCAAGAAAUCUCGUUCUCAAGUCUUCCCAAGUAGUUGCUAACGCUCAAGGUGUUUGGAGUACAGGAUACAUUCCACGAGGCACAAGGUUUGGGCCUUUAGUGGGAGAAAUAUAUGCCAAAGAUGCUGUACCUAGUUCCACCAAUAGAAAUUACUUAUGGAGGGUGCAAGUGGGAGAGGGAUUCUAUAGAUUUAACGGCCGUGAUAAUAAGCUUUACAAAGAUAACGAACUGUAUUACUACAUAGACGGAUUUGACACUUCCAAAGCCAACUGGAUGCGUUACGUGAACCCUGCUUAUUCGGGUGAAUCCCAGAAUCUCAUCGCCUGCCAAUACAAGAUGAACAUAUACUUCUACACGAUCAAACCGAUUUUACCUAACCAGGAAUUGUUGGUUUGGUAUUGCAAGGAGUUUGCCGAGAGACUGAACUAUCCCUUGAGCGGCGAACAGAUGUUACGGAGAUUAAGGCAACAAGCUCAACAAGCAUCUGAGAUAACCGUCAGUACUACGGAACCUCCUCCUUCUAAGGAACCACCGUAUGAGCAUCAGCUGACUCCGACGGAAGGCAGUGUACGAUCUGACGAAGGGUACCACAGCAAUGAGUACCACGAUGACGUUUUUACACCUCCAGAAGAUUCCAGUGACUCUGACAGUGAAAACAACUACGUUCUUGAUUUUAGCAAGAAGACUCCUAAGGAAACUACUGUUAUCAAACCAGUUUCUCCUGAAAAUCAUAAAAAUGAGUACAGGAAAGUAAAAAUUAAGAUAACGAAAGCUUAUCACUAUAAAUCGGUGAAGAGCGAAAGUGAACCUGAUGUUGAAAAAGACUUAACUAUGGAUGCUGCAGUACCUGAAGUAACAACACUAACCCCAAGAAUUAUCACUCCUCCGACGACUGUCAUUGUGAUGGAUUCUCCACCUCAAGAAGUUCCUAAUAAACCUUAUUAUGAAACUGAAGUUAAGAAUACUAACGUUAUAUCGAGAUACAGUCCUCCAUCGUCAAGCAUUUUGGAAAAUAUUCUUUUAAGAAAUAGAAUAGAUACUAAUAAUAACGAUAAUCAUAAUAGACAGAGCAAUGCAACCCCACCUCCCAGUUCACCGACGGAAAUGGCUUAUUCCUACAAGAAAAGUCACAGGUAUUCUACUCUACCUUGCAGUCCGGAUUCCAGCUCCAACGUUCAGGUACAGAAUAUGAUGCCUCCUAGUCCAGCAACCUUGAAAUCAGAAGUACAAAAUAACACUUAUGUCCCACAUCCUACGGACAACUAUCACAGCACGAUCCAGUCAACAAACUAUUACAGUGUGUACCCUUCUCCAAAUGGUAUUGUUCACAGUACCAUAACAUCAUCUCCAACACACACAUACUCGCCUCCAAUAACAAGCAACUUCAGCAAUAAUCAUCACAACAAUGGUACAAAUUUGAUCGUUCCGACAAGUCAUAUUGUCAGCUCUAAUUUAACGCAUCACUUAUUGACACCUUUACCAGCUUUGCAAAUUAACGGAAGAAUGUCUCCUGGUUGCAAAAGUCCCGACGGGAAGUAUGAUCUGAAUUUAUGUUCAAGUAACCCAACAAGUCCCAACGGUGGACCUUCAAGAGGUUAUAGGAGCUUACCCUAUCCGCUUAAGAAGAAAGAUGGAAAAAUGCACUACGAAUGUAACGUGUGUUGCAAGACUUUUGGUCAGUUAUCAAAUUUGAAAGUUCACUUACGAACGCAUAGUGGAGAGCGACCAUUUAAAUGCAAUGUUUGCACGAAAUCGUUCACUCAAUUAGCGCACCUUCAAAAGCAUCACUUGGUUCACACCGGAGAGCGACCUCACGAAUGCGGGAUUUGCAAAAAGAGGUUCUCCUCGACAUCUAAUCUUAAAACUCAUCUUAGGCUGCACAGUGGACAGAAACCUUACGCUUGCGACUUCUGCCCUGCUAAGUUCACGCAAUUUGUGCACCUGAAGCUUCACAAGAGACUGCAUACUAAUGAGAGACCAUACAUCUGUCAAGAGUGUGGGAAAAAUUACAUUAGUGCAUCUGGGCUGAGAACGCAUUGGAAGACGACCAGUUGCAGGCCAAACAACAUUGAUGAAGAACUGAAUGGGGAUGGAUCUUCGAACGGAUACUAUGAUUUUGCGGGAUCUGACGCUGGUUUAGGACCCAUCGAGUUAAAAGAUGGUUCGGAAGAUCCGAAAGAACCGUACGAGAUUCACACCUCUCAGCCGCAAGUAAGUCACACAGUGCUUCAUCCUGGUCUUUCCAGGCCGCUUCCAUCUCUAAUUCAGAACGGGGCUCACCAGAGAGCGCCACCGAACUCUAUUCACACUGGAAAAGAGACCAGACCUAGUGUCAUAGAGUCUUCGCAGCCCCACAUCAUUGAAUGUACCUAG